Apis florea (little honeybee) is the source of this 738-nucleotide messenger RNA. RefSeq lists its product as uncharacterized. The record is from RefSeq and is a predicted model, not a curated record. NCBI's taxonomy places the organism in Eukaryota, Metazoa, Arthropoda, Insecta, Hymenoptera, Apidae.
AUGUGUCUGGCCACCAAGACGGUUCAUUUGGAGGCGACCACAGAAGCGUUCCUGAACUGUCUGAGCAGGUUCCUCGCGCACCGGGGGCGAUGCCGAGAGAUCUGCUCAGACAACGGAACCAAUUUCAUGGGCGCGUAUAACGAACUACGGCGGAUCCGCAAGUUCCUCCAGUGGAAUGGGAAGUCGAUCGGUUACCAUGCGAUCGCAGAGAGUGUCGAAUGGCGAUUUAUGCCCCCACACGCACCACACUUUGGUGGACUAUGGGAGACUGCAAUUAGGUCUGCCAAGAGACACCUUCUGCGAACAAUUGGAGAGACACGUCUCACUUACGAAGAGUUCAACACCAUGCUGGCCCGGGUCGAGGCAUGCAUGAACUCUAAACCACUGCAUCCUCUGUCGUCGGAUCCACGAGACUCUGAUUCCAUUUCCUCACGGGAGAUUUCAACUGCUGCAGACGAUACAGCAACAGUUCUGGAGGCAAUGGCGAGACCCAGGACCUCAGACCAUGACAGUGAGCAGGCUAGUCGUGCUCAAAGACGAAAACCUUCCGCCACAGCGAUGGAGACUAGGCCGAAUAGUCCAGCUGCAUCCAAGAUCAGACGGAAUGACGUGUCAGUGCAUACUAGCACUGUCACUCUCACCAGACCAGUGGCUAAGAUCUGCCUUCUAUCUGUGGACGACUCAGCGCUUCCCAGUCACGACGAACAGCCGGACCGGACCAACCACACGAGGAAUUGA